CGAAACGACGUCGUCGCAGCCUCGUGUUCAUCGGAUGAAGAAUUAGGGAAAAGAUAUUCAUGAGAAUAUUUGAUCGACGCUAUGUUGUUACCACCAACCAACAUCACUGGAUGCAUGAUCCAUGGCUUCCCUUAGCCAAAUCUUCCUUAUUCUGAUCGUUAUCUCUUCUUCCCCUUUCUGCUCAGGCGGAAGUCGAAAGGAACUCCGAGAUAAAGAUAACAUUGGUGAGAGUUACAUACAGUCGAGUUAUGUUGUUGGAUCUAAGUCUGUGGACCCGAGACGUGUUCUUCAACUUUCAUGGCAACCAAGGGUCUUCCUUUACCGUGGGUUCUUGUCAGAGGAAGAGUGUGAUCAUCUGGCGAAGGAAACUUCAGAGGUUAAAUCAGGGGAUGGUGAUGGUGAUGGGAAGACUCAACUUUCAAGUUCUGACCACGUCUUAGAUGUGCCGGACCCAAUAGUUGCUGGGAUUGAAGAAAGAAUUUCUGCGUGGACUUUCCUCCCAAGAGGUAAUUUACCUUUACUUUUCAGUCUCGGAAGGGCUCUUUUCAUGAGUAAUGUUUGUAAUAAGUUUCUUCUUGGUCAAACUGCUUGCUUGUGUUUCUCUUUUGAUGCACAUCUUGCAGAAAACAGCGGUCCCAUCAAGGUAAGAAGUUACACUAUGGAGAAGUCAGACAAGAAGUUGGAUUAUUUUGGAGAAGAAUCUAGCUCUGUGACGCAUGAGUCUUUGUUGGCAACUGUCAUUCUCUACGUCUCAAACAUAACUCAAGGCGGAGAGCUUCUCUUCCCAAAUUCAGAGGUGAAACUCAAAAGGAGUUGGUCAGACUGCUCAGAGCCCGGUAACAUCUUAAGACCAGUAAAAGGAAACGCAAUCUUGUUCUUCACCAGACACUUGAAUGCGACUUUGGAUCAGACGAGCACUCAUUUUAGAUGCCCUGUCCUGAAAGGGGAACUGCUGGUGGCGACGAAACUGAUAUACGCGAAGAAACAAGCAAGAAAGGAUGAGGAGGAGAGUGGUGAGUGCAGUGAUGAAGAUGAGAGCUGUCCACGAUGGGCUGAGCUUGGGGAAUGCAAGAAAAACCCUGUCUAUAUGAUUGGCUCUCCUGAUUACUUUGGUACCUGCAGAAAAAGUUGUAACGCUUGUUGAUUCUUGAAAAGUACUAUUCUCAUCAUCAUCAUAUUGGAAAAUAAUGAUGGCAUAAUUGAAACUUUUUCAAUAUCACAGCUGUUUUUUUUUUCUGUGGUUUUGUAUAGUUUACACUUGACUUGAGUAUAUGACUAUCCAAAAUUAUAUUUUUUCUA
Molecule: messenger RNA, 1299 nt
Organism: Brassica napus (rape)
Lineage: Eukaryota; Viridiplantae; Streptophyta; Magnoliopsida; Brassicales; Brassicaceae
Product: probable prolyl 4-hydroxylase 12
Exons: 6
Coding region: 122-1144 (340 amino acids)
Biological process (GO): peptidyl-proline hydroxylation to 4-hydroxy-L-proline
Cellular component (GO): endoplasmic reticulum
Molecular function (GO): iron ion binding; procollagen-proline 4-dioxygenase activity; L-ascorbic acid binding
Source: RefSeq, a predicted model, not a curated record